Molecule: messenger RNA, 3358 nt
Organism: Carassius auratus (goldfish)
Lineage: Eukaryota; Metazoa; Chordata; Actinopteri; Cypriniformes; Cyprinidae
Product: gastrula zinc finger protein XlCGF8.2DB-like
Exons: 3
Coding region: 60-1124 (354 amino acids)
Biological process (GO): regulation of transcription by RNA polymerase II; embryo development
Cellular component (GO): nucleus
Molecular function (GO): DNA-binding transcription factor activity, RNA polymerase II-specific; RNA polymerase II transcription regulatory region sequence-specific DNA binding
Source: RefSeq, a predicted model, not a curated record
CACUGCGCUGUGACGUCAUAAGGCAGCGUCGCUCUCCUGCUUGUGUUGUUAUUCCACUGAUGAAAGUGUGUGGAUCUCAGCAGGAGUUUUCUGUGUUUGGACACACUAUUAUAAAGAUGGCGUUUAUUAAAGAGGAGAGUGAAGACGUGAAGAUUGAAGAAACAUUGAGAGUCAAACAAGAAGAUACUGAGGAACAAACAGACCUCAUGCCGCUGAAAGAGGAGCGCAUAGUACUGAAUGAAACUGAAGAGAAUGAACAAUAUGAGACGACUCAUGAUUUUAAAACUGGAGAAGAAUCUUUCUGUUGGCCACAGAUUAAAGAGACUUUCUCACAGAAGACUGCUCAUAAAACAGAAACUGAAAGUUAUUUUACACCUUUUCACUCUAAAAUGAGUUUCAAGGAACAUGAAAACCUGAAAGUACACAAUGGAGGGAAGACAUUCCCCUGCCAACAGUGUGGAAAGAGUUUUGAUUGUAAUGGAAACCUUAACAGGCACAUGAGAGUUCACACUGGAGAGAAGCCUCACAUCUGCCCUGAGUGUGGAAAGAGUUUUUAUCGUAAUGGAAACCUUAAAGAGCACAUGAGAGUUCACACUGGAGGAAAGCCUUUCCCCUGCAAACAGUGUGGAAAACGUUUUACUCAAAAAGGAAACCUUAACAGGCACAUAAGAGUUCACACUGGAGAGAAACCAUACACCUGCCAACAGUGUGGAAAGUGUUUCGAUCAUAAUGGAAACCUUAAAGUGCACAUGAGAAUUCACACUGGAGAGAAGUCUUUCACCUGUCAACAGUGUGGAUUCAAUUUCACUCUUAAAGGAAACCUUAAAUCCCACAUGAAAAUUCACACUGGAAAGAAGCCUUUCACCUGCCAACAGUGUGGAAAAAGUUUUACUCAAAAAGGAAACCUUAACAGGCACAUUAGAGUUCACACUGGAGAGAAACCAUACUCCUGUAAACAGUGCAGAGUCAGUUUCACUCAUGAUGGAACUCUGUACAGGCACAUGAGAGUUCACACUGGAGAGAGUUCCUUCACCUGCCAACAGUGUGGAAAAUGUUUUAGUAAAAAAUCAAACUGUAACAAGCACAUGAGAAAAUUACACGGCCUAUUUUCUACACAUUCUUGAUCAACACAUGAGGAUUCAACUGAGAGAACUUUUUUUUGUCAUCAGUGUGGAAGGAGUUUCUCAGACAGGAAUCAUGUAAUAAUGUUAUUUUGUGUAGGAAGCAGGAGUGAAGACCAGGGGCCUCAUUUAUAAAACUGUGCGUAGGAUCCUUACUAAAACUCUACGUACGCACAAAAGCCAAAAAUAGCGUACGCAAAAAAAUAUUCAGAUUUAUAAAACCAUGCGUACGCACACCUGCACGCAGUUUUCACUUUAUAAAUCACAGCCUACCUGAUAAUUUGCGCACGCAAAAAAAAAUAAUAAUUUACCGCCCUUAAUCCGCCCACAUUCAACCAUAUAUAGACAAUGCAAAUUACCUCAUUGGCCAUGCAUAUUAAAAGGAGCAAGGAAAUGUUUGUUUUUUUAAAAACAAAAUCAUGGCAGCAAUGGAGAGCAAAAGCAAGAAGCGAAAUUUCUCUGAGGCAGAAAUAGAGGUUCUUGUGAGUGAGGUGGACGAAAGGAAGGCUAUUUUGUUUGGUGGCCACAGCAGUGGAAUUACCAAUUAAAAAAAAUAUUUAGAGUGGCAACACAUCACUUCUGCGGUAAACGCAGUUGCUUCGGCAAACAGGACGGUUCCAGAUGUAAAAAAGAAGUGGUCCGAUCUUAAGGUGGGAGCAAAGAAAUGGCUUGCCUCUCACCGACAGAGUGUGUGUGCGACUGGUGGGGGCAAAGGCGUCCCCAAUGGAGACCCGAAUGGCCUCGAUUCUUGGCCAAACCAGUGUGUGUGGCAUUGUGUCUGAGAGGGAGGGAGACACAGAUGUGCUGGAUACAGGGGAACCAGGUAAAUAAAAUGUGUGCUCAAUUAAACAAAAUAAAUUAUACACUCAAAAAAGUCAACUAGCCACUUGUUUGAUUUGCAAAAUACAAAUAUGUCUGAUUAAUAAGAAUAUAACACGUUUACUUAUGUUAAAUGAUUCAUUCUUGUUAUUUGUAACUAAAUUAUUAUUCGAAGCAGUGCAAGUUUACUUGAUUUGAUAAGAUGCAUAAUGGGUGCUACGAAUAAAUCAUGUUCAUUCAACAAUUUAUUUUUUUUGAGUGUACAAUUGGUUUAGUCCUUAUUCUUGCAGAGUCUGCGGGAGACCAGUGUGACGAAACUCCCAGCGCAGAGUCUGCAGGGGCUAUGGAGUUUCCCGAGGUCCCCAGCACAAGUGCGUCCCAACCUUAUGGCACGGCGGGAAGUGGCCGGGUGCUGACUGAGGCUGUUCUGCAGACACAGAGAGACACCAUUAAUGCAAUUACUGUAAUCGCAGAUGAGCUUAAGCAAAUAAGGGUUGUGCAUCUACAUUAAAAGAUCCUGUUAAAAAAUGAACCUUUACACUGUUGUUCUUCACAAAUGGCGCAUUACUUCCUGACGGAGCCUUGCUCCCUGAUGAUGUCCUUCUUGUUGGGGAGGGGGGGUGACCGGGACCUAUGAGCAACUUUGAGUAUUGUAAAUUUUGAAAUAUGUCAAAGUAAGUUUUGCCAUUUUGCAAAGGGUUAAUUCCCUUUAUCCGCAGUCAGUUCCUCAACUCACCAUCAGUGUCGCCAAACUGCUUUGUCUUCAAAAUGUGCGUAAGCAUGGGUCAGAGUGUGUGUGGGUGCACAUAUUUUCACGUCAAGUUUUUCUUUAUAAAUCCCACCUUUUGCACAGGAACUGGCGUACGCAUGUUUUCAGCCCCGUUUUGUGCGUACGCAAGCUUUAUAAAUGAGGCCCCAGGGCUCAGUUCAGGGCUUCAGACGAAUUCUUCCCACUGGUCGCUCUUUUCCGACUAAUAAAUUACAGAAUGUUUAGCAAACACUGAGGAAUCGGAUAACCUUAAAAAAAUUCAAGCAUUCAUAAUGUAAUGUGAGGUAAGCAAGAUUUCAACUAAUUCAAGCUUUAGGGUUGUUUGGAAUAAAUAAUUUGUCACUUCAGGUUCUGUUAGGAAAUGGACCAAAACGAUCAAGAUUAUUUCAUGAAUUAUUUUCUUAAAAGAAACAAGACUGAUACUGAGGUAUGUAGUUAGGUAGUUAGCGUUAUUUUUAUUUAUUAUUAUUUACAUUAUUUAUAUAGUGAUCAAACUUUCAACCAUUAUGCACUCCACACUCCUAUCGAGUAGGUGGCGGGAAUGCAGCAUUUAAGUUGGUUUGCCUACUGCCAUUAACACAUUGGAAGAAGAUCACUUUUGCAAAUAAUUCACCACUGUUGGAAAAGCACUGUCUAAAGGUCCCUUAGG